Messenger RNA from Staurois parvus, 483 nucleotides. Lineage: Eukaryota; Metazoa; Chordata; Amphibia; Anura; Ranidae. The record is from the annotation of a GenBank genome assembly.
AUGUCCCUUACAUUGGUGGUCAGUGGGAAGAAUGUCCCCUUACAUUGGUGGUCAGUGGGAAGAAAUGUCCCUUACAUUGGGGGUCAGUGGGAAGAAUGUCCCUUACAUUGGGGGACAGUGGGAAGAUUGUCCCCUUCCAUUGGUGGUCAUGGGAAGAAUGUCCCUACAUUGGUGAUCAGUGGGAAGAAUGUCCCUUACAUUGGUGGUCAGUGGGAAGAAUGUCCCUUACAUUGGUGGUCAGUGGGAAGAAUGUCCCUUACAUUGGGGUCAUUGGGAAGAAUGUCCCUUUACAUUGGGGGUCAGUGGGAAGAAAUGUCCCUUACAUUGGUGGUCAGUGGGAAGAAUGUCCCUUACAUUGGUGGUCAGUGGGAAGAAUGCCCCUUACAUUGGUGGUCAGUGGGAAGAAUGUCCCGUACAUUGGGGGUCAGUGGGAAGAACGCCCCUUACAUUGGGGGUCAGUGGGAAGAAUGUCCCUUACAUUGG